Selaginella moellendorffii is the source of this 1558-nucleotide messenger RNA. Its product is annotated as probable folate-biopterin transporter 7. Lineage: Eukaryota; Viridiplantae; Streptophyta; Lycopodiopsida; Selaginellales; Selaginellaceae. The transcript has 2 exons. The coding region runs from base 132 to 1478 and encodes 448 amino acids. The record is from RefSeq and is a predicted model, not a curated record.
AGCCGGAUCGAGGAGCACUCGUGCAUUUUUAUUUCCAUUCGAUUCAUUCAUAUAUACAUCGCUGAUUCGAUCAUCCUUGAUCCCUCCAAUCUUCUUCCUCUCUUGAUUUUCCCUCUCUCGCGAAUUCGGCGAUGGCGGCCAGCUCGUGGGUGGAUCGCAUGCGCGGCGUGUAUGGAAUGCCGCUGCUGGCGCUGAUCGGCGUGGGGUUUUGGGUGCAGGGAUUCCGGUGCUUCCCGUGGCUGGCCGUGAAUUACCAUCUCAAGGACGAUCUCCAGCUGAAUCCGGGAAUGCUCCAGUUCUUGCAGCAAAGCACCAAUUUGCCAUUUCUUGCCAAGCCACUCUACGGCGUUGUCUCCGACGCCAUCUACAUCAAUGGAGCUCACCGGGUUCCAUAUCUUAUCUUCGCAGGCCUGAUACAACUUCUCUCGUGGGGAAGUAUCGCGUUUCUCCCCAAAGUCGCCAACUCGAUCGGCCUCCUCGCGCUCUACCUCACUCUCAGCAACUUUGGCGUCGCCAUUGGCGAGGUCGCAAACGAUGCUCUGGUGGCCGAGUGUGGCAAGCGACGGGGGAGCUCCCCAGGUGAGCUCCAGUCCUUCUCAAUGGUCGCCUUUUCGCUGGGGGCAACGCUGGGGAACUUGCUGGCCGGGGUAGCACUGAGUAAGCUCCAAACCACGACCAUUUUCUCGAUGUUCCUCAUGGUGGUGACGCUCAACUUUGCCGUCUCAUACUCCGUCAGCGAGAAGUCGGUGGUUGCAUCGCAGGAGGUCGCUGCAAAGGGUGACAACGACAAGGAUCAGCCAAGGAAACAUAAACGCAAAAGCAUGACACAACAGGCUGUGGAGAUGGCAAACCUGGUGAAAAGGCCGGACAUACUCCGUCCACUUCUCUGGUUCACCUUGUCGGUCACCAUCAUCCCUUCGUUGCUCGGCAGCGUCUUCUACUAUCAAACCCAGGUUCUCCGCGUCGACUCGUUCUACCUCGGCCUCUCCAAGGCCGUGGCUCAGCUCGGGCUUCUUUUGGCUUCUAUAUCCUUCAACAGCUACCUCAAGGACGUUCCACUCGCGAAGCUGGCCGCAAGCAUCCAGAUCGUUCUAGCUUCCUCGAUGCUCCUCGAUGUUCUCCUCGUCAAGCGGCUCAACUCGCGGCUGCUGGGCGUGACGGACGAGUACUUCGUGCUCUUGUUCGCGGGACUAGUUGAAGCCAUAGGCCUGUUCAAGGCUCUUCCCUUCGCGGUGUUGCUGGGAAAGAUUUGUCCACCGGGAGCCGAGGGGACGCUCAUGGCUGUCUUCUCGGCCUGCCUGUGCCUGGCCAACCUGGCGAGCGGAUACUUUGGAGUUGCUCUCGCUGCGCUACUCGGUAUUUCUUCACAGAACUUCGACUACUUGGCGCUGGGGAUUGUUGUAGAGGCUGCAUUCACGCUCGUGCCGGUGUUCUUCACUGGCGCCUUGCAACAACAACGGCUGAAGAAAGAAGAAUAGACUCUGGAACUGAGAAGUGUAAAUACUGAGAUGGAAAAUAAGUAAAUUACCUAUCAUACAAGUACAAGUUCCAUUGCUCA